This is a messenger RNA of Prionailurus viverrinus (fishing cat), 1017 nucleotides long. RefSeq names its product glyceraldehyde-3-phosphate dehydrogenase-like. The record is from RefSeq and is a predicted model, not a curated record. Gene Ontology annotation, biological process: glucose metabolic process. NCBI's taxonomy places the organism in Eukaryota, Metazoa, Chordata, Mammalia, Carnivora, Felidae. Gene Ontology annotation, molecular function: oxidoreductase activity, acting on the aldehyde or oxo group of donors, NAD or NADP as acceptor; NADP binding; NAD binding.
CGUCCCCAAGACACGAUGGUGAAGUUUGGAGUCAACGGAUUUGGCCAUAUUGGGCACCUGGUCACCAGGGCUGCUUUUAACUCUGGCAAAGUGGGCAUUGUCACCAUCAAUGACCCCUUCAUUGACCUCAACUACAUGGUCUACAUGUUCCAGUAUGAUUCCACCCAAAGCAAAUUCCAUGGCACAGUCAAGGCUGAGAAUGGGAAACGUGUCAUCCAUGGAAAGCCCAUCACCAUCUUCCAGGAGCGAGAUCCCGCCAACAUCAAAUGGGGUGAUGCUGGUGCUGAGUAUGUUGUGGAGUCCACUGGGGUCUUGGCCUCCAUGGAGAAGGCUGGGGCUCACUUGAGGGGUGGGGCCAAGAGGGUCAUCAUCUCUGCCCCUUCUGCUGAUGCCCCCAUGUUUGUGAUGGGCGUGAACCAUGAGCAGUAUGACAACUCCCUCAAGAUUGUCAGCAAUGCCUCCUGCGCCACCACCUGCCUGGCCCUUCUGGCCAAGGUCAUCCAUGAACACUUUGGCAUAGUGGAGGGACUCAUGACCACAGUCCAGGUCAUCACCGCCACCCAGAAGAUGGAUGGCCCCUCUGGGAAGCUGUGGCGUGAUGGCCGAGGGGCUGCCCAGAACAUCAUUCCUGUUUCUACUGGUGCUGCCAAGGCUGUGGGCAAGGUCAUCCCUGAGCUGAAUGGGAAGCUCAUUGGCAUGGCCUUCUGUGUCCCCACCCCCAAUGUGUCCAUCGUGGAUCUGACCUGCUUCCUGGAGAAAGCUGCCAAAUACGAAGACAUCAAGAAGGUGGUGAAGCAGGCAUCAGAGGGCCCCCUCAAGGGCAUCCUGGGCUAUGCUGAGGACCAGGUCAUCUCCUGCGACUUUAACAGUGACACCCACUCUUCCACCUUUGACGCUGGGGCUGACAUUGUGCUCAGUGACCACUUUGUCAAGCUCAUUUCCUGGUAUGACAAUGAAUUUGGCUACAGCAACCAGGUGGUGGAUCUUAUGGUCCACAUGGCCUCCAAGGAGUAAAAG